Messenger RNA from Toxotes jaculatrix (banded archerfish), 729 nucleotides. It is a transcript of the gene nkx2-9, whose product is annotated as NK2 transcription factor related, locus 9 (Drosophila). Gene Ontology annotation, molecular function: DNA-binding transcription factor activity, RNA polymerase II-specific; RNA polymerase II cis-regulatory region sequence-specific DNA binding. The record is from RefSeq and is a predicted model, not a curated record. Gene Ontology annotation, cellular component: nucleus. The coding region runs from base 1 to 729 and encodes 242 amino acids. NCBI's taxonomy places the organism in Eukaryota, Metazoa, Chordata, Actinopteri, Toxotidae. Gene Ontology annotation, biological process: regulation of transcription by RNA polymerase II; cell differentiation. The transcript has 2 exons.
AUGGCCGCACCGACCAAGUUCAGUUUUUCCGUCAGGAGCAUCCUGGAUUUGCCCGAGCAGGAUGCGGAGGCAGUGCCGCAGUCCUCCCCUGUGUACUCCUCCUGCUCCUCCAGCUCGCCUUACACCUCCUGGAUGGAUUGCGACCGGAGCCCUUGCAUCUCUUCCGAUGAAGGCAGUCUGGAGGCCUCCCCCGACUCAACCAAGCCGGAUGACUCGUCCCUGGACUCGGAGCCCGGCAAGAGCAAAAAGAGCAAGAAGCGCCGGGUUCUGUUCUCCAAGGCCCAGACCCUGGAGCUGGAGAGACGCUUCCGCCAGCAGCGCUACCUGUCCGGCCCGGAGAGGGAGCAGCUGGCCCGGCUCCUCAGCCUCACCCCGACCCAGGUGAAGAUCUGGUUCCAGAACCACCGCUACAAGAUGAAGAGAGGCCGGGCAGAAGGAGCGCUGCAGGACGUGGAGAUAGGUCAGCCUCCAGUGCUGCGCAGGCUUGUCGUUCCCAUCCUGGUGCGGGAUGGGAAACCUUAUCACACCUGCUUACUUGACACGGAGAAAGCUGCCUGUUUACCUCCUUCUUCUCAGGCGGUACAUUUCCCCUUGGCCUACCCGUCUCUUCAGCAUCCCUCCCCGGUCGCUCUUCCUCCCAGGUACCAGCACUUUCCCACCGCGGCGGCCUCCAGAUUCGCCUGGAGAGACUUUUGGAGCGACUCGGUCCACUUUAACAGUUUCAAAUGA